Messenger RNA from Spirometra erinaceieuropaei, 627 nucleotides. The record is from the annotation of a GenBank genome assembly. NCBI's taxonomy places the organism in Eukaryota, Metazoa, Platyhelminthes, Cestoda, Diphyllobothriidea, Diphyllobothriidae.
AUGUGGCGUCAAGGUGAAGUCCCGCAAGAUUUCAAAGAAGCAACCAUCGUGCAUCUCUACAAGCGCAAAGGGAAUCGCCAAGUCUGCGACAAUCACCGCGGCAUCUCCCUGCUGAACAUCGCCGGGAAGAUCUUCGCUCGCAUUCUCCUCAAUCGUCUGAAUAAUCAUCUGGAACAGGGCCUUCUGUCGGAAAGCCAAUGCGGCUUCCGUCACCUUCGUGGGACCACGGAUAUGAUCUUCGCCGCCCGUCAACUUCAGGAGAAGUGUCAGGAGAUGCGGACCCACCUAUACUCUACAUUCGUGGACCUGACGAAAGCCUUCGACACGGUGAGUCGUGAAGGACUGUGGAAGAUCAUGCAGAAAUUCGGCUGUCCGGAGCGAUUCACUCAGAUGGUGCGUCAGCUGCACGACGGUAUGAUGGCGCGAGUCAAGGACAACGGAGUUGUCUCAGAGGCAUUCGUAGUGACCAAUGGAGUGAAGCAGGGCUGUGUGCUGGCGCCUACCCUCUUCAGUCUUAUGUUCUCUGUCAUGCUGAUGGACGCCUACCGCGACGAACGCCCCCGGAUCCGCAUCGCCUACAGGACGGACGGUCACCUCCUGAAUCAACGGCGGAUGCACUUCCAAUAG